Messenger RNA from Nomia melanderi (Alkali bee), 1439 nucleotides. RefSeq names its product canopy family protein seele (gene sel). Gene Ontology annotation, cellular component: endoplasmic reticulum. Lineage: Eukaryota; Metazoa; Arthropoda; Insecta; Hymenoptera; Halictidae. The record is from RefSeq and is a predicted model, not a curated record.
UACACAGUCGAUAAUUUAGAACAUGUGGCAUGAAGUCCCAUAAACUUGUAAUGUCUAUCCAUACAGUUCGUCUGUGGUAUUAUUCAGCAAAAAUUGAAUGACUAUUAAUUGUAGAUGUAAAAUAUUGAUUUAAAGAAAUUUCAUAGAUAAUUUAAUGCAGUUGGAAACAAAUUUUAAUCAGAAUUGAUAUCACCCUUGAAUAUCUUUUGUAAUAUCUUAUAUACAUUUUCUUAUUUUAACUAAUAAUUAUUUGUCACAUAAUCAGAUUUAAGUGAAGAAAUAUCCUAAUCACUAAGUCGUAUUCUUAUAUAUAAACACGUUUCCUUGUUUUAAGUUGGUAUCUGACAGUUACACGUCGUAUAUAAUUUAUUUGGGGUCACAUCCUUAUGACGUUUCAGUGUAUGUAUGAUACGAAUCAUACACGUGUCCGCCUACUAAAGGUUUAGACGUUUAAUUAGAAAAACAUUACGUUCUGAGUGAAAUAAAUAUUAUUUACUUUAUUUUAGUGAAUACAAUAUGAAAUAUUUAAUUGUACUGUAUUCUAUUCUGUGUACGUAUAGUAUUGUUACAAGUGUAGAAAUUGAUAAUAAAUAUUUAAAAUGUUUGGUUUGUAGAUCCACCAUAAAAGAAAUUGAAGGGGAAUUAGCAAAAAUUGACCCUUCAAGAGAAAUUGAAGUAGGUAGUUACAGAUUAGAUGCAAAGGGAAAUAUUAUUCAUAAAAAGGUGCCUCUUGUUCAAUCUGAAGUUCACAUAUCUGAUAUAUUAGACAAUAUUUGUGAAAAAAUGUCAGACUAUGUAAGAGCAACGUAUAAAUCGAAUGGUCAACUAACAAUUUUGAAUCUUAUGGGUCCAUCUGGUGGUAUGAAUCCUGAAAUGACCAAAGUUGAUAUUAUUCAAGAUAAUGACUUGAAUAAAAGUUUAAAAUAUUAUUGUGAGGGUAUAGUGGAAGAAUUUGAAGAUUCCAUAAUUUCACUAUUUAUUCGCAAAGAAGAGAAUAUCAAGUAUCAGAUGUGUACAAACACUGCCAAGCUUUGUAGUUCUACAGAUUUUGCCCAUGAAGAUACUGAGCAAAAUGACACAGAUGAAGAACAUGAAGAAUUAUAAUGUACAAAAAUAAUAAAUAUAAGUACAGUGGAAGUCCCACAUUAGCCAAGCUGACUUUUGGUUCAAAACUGAAGAGGAGCAAGAGGACUCUUCCACACAAAACGCUCGGCUUUCGAUGCAUGGUCAUUAUUGGCGCACGUACUUGUACUAAUAUAUUUUUUACAUUUGAAAAGUGAUAGAUUUAAAUAUUACUUAACUAUUGUCGUUUAUUUGAAGGAAUUAUAAAGUACAAAAGCAUAAAAUGCGAAGUACGUAACAAAAAAAUAAAUACAUGUUUAAUACAUAAUGUUAAUUAUAUAUUAAGUUUAACAUUUAUUUGUAUACACAAAAUUAUA